Penaeus chinensis is the source of this 1158-nucleotide messenger RNA. RefSeq lists its product as uncharacterized. The record is from RefSeq and is a predicted model, not a curated record. Lineage: Eukaryota; Metazoa; Arthropoda; Malacostraca; Decapoda; Penaeidae. The annotation marks the transcript as partial. The transcript is spliced from 2 exons.
GAGGAGGAGGAGGAGGAGGAGACAUCAUCAUCAUCAUCAUCAUCAUCAUCAUCAUCAUCAUCAUCAUCAUCAUCAUCAUCAUCAUCAUCAUCAUCAUCAUCAUCAUCAUCAUCAUCAUCAUCAUCAUCAUCAUCAUCAUCAUCAUCAUCAUCAUCAUCAUCAUCAUCAUCAUCAUCAUCAUCAUCAUCAUCAUCAUCAUCAUCAUCAUCAUCAUCAUCAUCAUCAUCAUCAUCAUCAUCAUCAUCAUCAUCAUCAUCAUCAUCAUCAUCAUCAUCAUCAUCAUCAUCAUCAUCAUCAUCAUCAUCAUCAUCAUCAUCAUCAUCAUCAUCAUCAUCAUCAUCAUCAUCAUCAUCAUCAUCAUCAUCAUCAUCAUCAUCAUCAUCAUCAUCAUCAUCAUCAUCAUCAUCAUCAUCAUCAUCAUCAUCAUCAUCAUCAUCAUCAUCAUCAUCAUCAUCAUCAUCAUCAUCAUCAUCAUCAUCAUCAUCAUCAUCAUCAUCAUCAUCAUCAUCAUCAUCAUCAUCAUCAUCAUCAUCAUCAUCAUCAUCAUCAUCAUCAUCAUCAUCAUCAUCAUCAUCAUCAUCAUCAUCAUCAUCAUCAUCAUCAUCAUCAUCAUCAUCAUCAUCAUCAUCAUCAUCAUCAUCAUCAUCAUCAUCAUCAUCAUCAUCAUCAUCAUCAUCAUCAUCAUCAUCAUCAUCAUCAUCAUCAUCAUCAUCAUCAUCAUCAUCAUCAUCAUCAUCAUCAUCAUCAUCAUCAUCAUCAUCAUCAUCAUCAUCAUCAUCAUCAUCAUCAUCAUCAUCAUCAUCAUCAUCAUCAUCAUCAUCAUCAUCAUCAUCAUCAUCAUCAUCAUCAUCAUCAUCAUCAUCAUCAUCAUCAUCAUCAUCAUCAUCAUCAUCAUCAUCAGUUCGGUGCCACCAGCAGAGAAACCCCAAUCAAGAGGCAUCGACUUGUUUGUUCCCCGUAAAGGCUCUCUUGACCGAGCUGAACUCUGAGCGAGGGCCCCGCGAUCGACCCUUGCGAUGGUACAAGGAUCACCUGAAGGAGCUACUCUGGCUACCAACCACGACCGAAAACAGUGGAAGUCGAAGGCGGGAGAAGAUCAAGCUGGCGGAAAUUCCCUCAGAGCUACGCCCGCCCUCAUCGAAGCCUAAAGGGAGAUGA